GUCUCAUCCUCCCAUGCGCACCAUUCGGACAGCCAGGCUUUCGACUCCUUUCCGUUCAGACAAUACUUUACAUUGUCCGGCCGGCUCUUCACAAUCUCUUCCCACUUCGAAAGUUUUGUGAAUCUGAACUUUGUUAUCUCUUGCCCACAGACGACGGCAUGCACGGCAGUUUCUUACUCGCUUAGAGCCGCCAUAGCCCAAUUAUCCUUUCAUUUGCCAAGGUCCCGUCAGAUACGGACACUUCGUAUGUUCGUAAGCAGCUUGCUUGGUGACUUAGGUCAGCGGUCAGCCCGCCCAAGGCAUCAUCCGGGCAUGCAAGAUCGGUCCACCGCACCACUUGAACCAGUCCUUCAUCUCGUUGGCCGAGUCAACCCUAGGCUCUGCUCCAUGUAUAUUGCCCAUCUUCGUCCUCCCAUCAUCCACAAGGGCCUGUCCCAGCCAGCGAGCUUGAAUUCCGCCAAUCAAGCCGAAGUGUAUAUCGUAACCCAGGUCCAAUUGAGCUCCUCAGGCCUGGAACGGAGUACACUUUUGUGUACUACUUUCCCUGAUGGAGUUCGGAUGACGAGAUCUCGGUUCCUUCCAGAGGUGGUAGCCGUUUCCCGGUCCCCGUCUGACCUUAAAGUUUCUUUUGUUAAAUUCUUCGCGAACCUCUUUUCUCCAAGAGUUUCCAAGCUAUCUCUUUGCUAGUCACUCUCUUCUAACACUACAUAGCAUUGCCUAUUUCUUUACCUCUGUCGAUCAAGUUACUCUUCAUCAUGCGCUUCGGUUCCAUCUUUUCACUCGCAGCUGGGCUGCUGAGUGCCACCGUUCAAGCCUACGGUAAUCCGGGAGCCUGUUCUGGCCAGUGCUGGAGUCACGACCCUUCCGUUGUCCGUCGCGAUGAUGGCACCUAUUUUCGUUUUGAAACUGGCAGCAAGAUCGGCAUUUGGAAGGCUCCCGAUUUGGUAGGCCCCUGGACCUACCAAGGAGCUGCUUUGCCAUCGGGUAGUAAGAUCAACCUAAAGGGCAAUGAUGAUCUCUGGGCUCCCGAUGUGAACAAAGUUGGCGAUCAGUACAUUCUGUACUACACCGUCUCCUCUUUUGGCGUCCAAAACUCAGCCAUCGGUUAUGCUACCUCCACCACCAUGGAGUUUGGCUCCUGGACUGACCAUGGCGCCACCGGGGUUGCUUCUUCAGCCGGCAGCCGUUACAAUGCCAUCGAUGCUCAGCUCGUCAAGUCUGGUAGCAACUACUUCCUGAAUUUCGGCUCCUUUUGGCAGGACAUUUUCCAAGUGCCUCUGAAUGCGGCUGCAACCAAGGCCAACGGCAACCCAUACAACAUCGUUCUGAACACCACUGCUCCUCAGCCCGUCGAGGGUGCCUUCGUCUACGAGCGCAGCGGCACCUUCUGGGCCUUCUUCAGCUCAGGCUCCUGCUGCGGCCUCGACGCCAACCGCCCGACCCCCGGAAACGAGUACAAGAUUUUCGUGUGUCGUGCCUCUUCUGUCAAUGGUCCCUAUACCGACAAAAGCGGCAAGAGCUGCCUGGCCGGCGGCGGCACUCUUCUUCUUCCUUCUCAUAACAAAAUCUAUGCUCCUGGUGGCCAAGGCGUCUUGGUUGAUCCCAAGCGUGGUGCGGUCCUCUAUUAUCAUUAUUUGAAUACCGACGUUGGCUAUGCCGAUUCUCAGACUCUAUUUGGCUGGAAUGUCAUUUCGUGGUCCGGCGGCUGGCCUUCUGUCUAGGUAGAUUCCAAGACACGGAAGGAACUACCGGUCGAGGUAGAUGAGUGAUGUUACAUUCUUGUUCAUAUUGUAGCUCCGCAUGUGUUUAGGGGCAUGUAUAUACUUUGCGCCCCAGAAUGUCACCUUUAUACCGAUGGGAGUGUGUGAUGCUGGAUACUUAUCAAACCC
Molecule: messenger RNA, 1889 nt
Organism: Colletotrichum scovillei
Lineage: Eukaryota; Fungi; Ascomycota; Sordariomycetes; Glomerellales; Glomerellaceae
Product: endo-alpha-1,5-arabinanase
Exons: 3
Coding region: 756-1721 (321 amino acids)
Biological process (GO): carbohydrate metabolic process
Molecular function (GO): arabinan endo-1,5-alpha-L-arabinosidase activity
Source: RefSeq, a predicted model, not a curated record